AUGGCCUCGAGUGACUCUGCCAUCGAGAAGCUCGACGACUUUCUUUCCCGGUUCCUGGCCGACUGGGAUAUCUACACAACAGGACUAGCCGCUCUCUUGGUCACUUAUGUAGGCUAUGUCACUUUCUUCUCGAAAGACCCAGAUGCGCACCCUUACAUGCUAUCCCGCCAAGCAAUCGAAGCCCCAAUUCGACAGCCUGGAGAAUCCGCAACGUUUCGGGCUCUGGACGCGCCUCAUGGCUAUCCUCUCAAAAGCGGGUUGGGAGUGAAGGACCCGGAAACACCGAAAUGGUCAUAUGGGAGAAAUGGGGAUCUUCGUGAUAUCUGGAGAAGUGCCGUCAAGGGAUCAUUGAACCCAGACGGAACAACCAAAGGGAAGCGUGGGAAGAUAUACACUGUUUUAGGGAAAAACGUUGAAGAGCGGGAUAUUGACGAGAUCUCCAAAGAGAUCAACGCUCUCGGGCAAUAUAUUCGCGGUUUAGAGGCACAGAACGUCGCCAUCUGCCUUUCGGACUCUGUGGAAUUGCUUGCUACACUCUUCGCUGGUGCAUUCUACGGCUUCCACACUACCAUAAUUCCUCAUAACCUGCCCUCAGAAGAGCUAGCGGCCUAUCUCCAGCAAGCCAAAGCGGACUUUCUAAUUGCCGAAGCUGGUGCCGUCGACCUCCAGGUGUUGUCAAAGGCCCGCACCUCGUUGAAGAACGUGGUUUGGGUAACAAAAGGAGGAAAUAAACACCUUGACUGGAAUCAAGAGCCAAAUGAAUUCGAUGGCCGGGUUAAAGUAGCCGUUUGGAACGACCUGGUCAAGGAGAAGGGUAAAUUUGUCGGCUCAGAAUUACCACCCUCUGAUCCCAAAAUGCCUGCACCUUCGGUAACUACACUCUGGUCUUCUGCCACCGGCCCUGGAUCUUUUGUUGAAUAUACAGCCGGAAACUUGAUUUCUGCCGUUGCAGCUCUCGGAAGCUCCCUUCCGCGGAAAGAAAGGAUCAAGGAUUCCGAUCUGUUUCUCUCAGUUGACUCAUUGGCCCAUACUUACGCGCUUUGCUUGACCCUCGCCGCCCUCUAUGCCAAUGCUUCUGUUGCCCUUAAUUCCGUAGCUGGGGAAGUUGUCGACCUGGCACUUGCUACUGCUGGCAUUUCACCUACCAUCAUGGUUGCGUCCUCGCACACCAUUUCCGACUACCAUGCUCAACGUAUGGGCCCUUCAAUGGGUCCAAUCACCAAUAUUGGACGAUUCUUCCAAACCCGAUCGUUAGACUCUGGUGUGAUGCCAACACGGAACUGGCUCUGGCGACUUUCAAGCGCAGCACCAACCGCCGAGCUUUCGCUUGAUAAACUCCGAUUAUUGUUCAUUUCGCAUCGGGCAGAUGGAGACAAACAAAACCAGCUCACCUCUGACCAGUUGACGGACCUAAGAAUAUUUACUGGAGCACGUGUCCUAUAUGCGCUUACCGCUAAGAGUGUCGCUGGGCCGGUGUGCCAGACACUACCAUAUGACUACAGGAGACAUUCUGGAAAUAGUCAUUUUGGACCGCCUGCAAACAGCGUUGAAAUAAAGCUGAUUGGGCACAAGGAAACUGGCAGUGAUGAUCGAGCAGCGAAGGGAGAGUUGUAUGUGACGGGGCCUGCUGUAGUCUCUGAAAAGGCAUCGCUUGGCGUGAAGGCUCAUAUCCGUGAUGAUAAUACGCUUAAACUCUGUGACUAG
This is a messenger RNA of Uncinocarpus reesii 1704, 1704 nucleotides long. RefSeq lists its product as uncharacterized. The record is from RefSeq and is a predicted model, not a curated record. Lineage: Eukaryota; Fungi; Ascomycota; Eurotiomycetes; Onygenales; Onygenaceae. Gene Ontology annotation, cellular component: endoplasmic reticulum; membrane. The coding region runs from base 1 to 1704 and encodes 567 amino acids. The transcript is spliced from 4 exons. Gene Ontology annotation, molecular function: long-chain fatty acid-CoA ligase activity.